GUUGUCUUCUUUGCUGAACGUUUUAAAUGAUAUGAACGACUGUCGCUAGGUCUUGUGCAUCCCGAUAAGCUGUUUUUCCUGUGUUCUCUGAAAUAUUGACGGCCAAUGGCCUUUCCCCUCCCGCGGGGCAUUACGCCCCCGGAGAUAUCCUUUCUUGCUGAAAUGGAGAUGGUCACCAUCGUUCCUCGUCAACGCUUGGAGGGAUUGGAGCUUCUCGGGGGCCCCGUUGAGCCUCUCCUGCCACCUCGGCGCGCUUCUCUUCCCCUUUGGCUGGCUCUCCUUCUUAAACGCCAACGCCGCGCAAAUAUCCUUCCUCCGCCAUGGCUCCAUCCAGAAUCUCUUUCUCUCAUCCUCGAAAUUGAAACCCAACACCACGAGUAUCAGCAUGCAUUCUCCGCGCCGCCUCCACUUCCAGGCCAACCAAGCCUUCGAGAUCGCGGAGAACGACCUGUCGCUAUGCCUCGCUAUACCCCAGAUGGCGGACGGUACUACCCAGCACCACCAUUUCUCCCCCAGAAUGUCGCGCAAGACCAUAUUCCAUUUGGCGAGGCUCCAUCACUGCCAUUUCACUGGCUAGAGGUUGGAACAAUGCUUCUUGACGCUGCUAGUGAUGACUUAGUGGACCCGGACCAGACCCGGAGGCUCUUGAAAGAACUGCGUGAGGUGCGAACAGCUAAGAUAAGAUCAGGCGUGGAUGCGCUAGAUGCUGCUUCCACUGGUGGGGGUGGAGUAGCACUAACCGGUGUCGGGGCGAUGGAGGUUGGAGAGGGAAGAGGGUUCAUUGCUGGUGUUGUCGAUGGACUAAGAAAGAUUGGUGCAUCAAAAGAGCAAGCGCGGAGAGAGCAGAUGGCAGAAGAUAUGGCCAAUGGUGGAUAUGACGCUACGCAAGACGACGAUGACGAUAUGGAGUUCUAAAGGACGCAUCUUUCGUGGUCUGCUCAUUUAGCUUCACAGCUGAGGUUUCGGCAUCUCGGCAUUUGAUUCUCCUACGGCCUGAUUAGCAAUAGGCCAGGCCACGGCCUUGUUGCGAGAAGUGCAACCUCGUUGUCCACGGUGAAGUUCUCUCUUGGAAGCUUAUGAGGAAUGGGAGAUAUCUUCCAGGAAUAUCCUCAGCAUCAAGACAGCAACUUCAAUAGAAAGAGGUGUUACGAUUUAUCCAUGAUAGAUGGUUACAUGUUGGAUAACCGAAUGAUUAAAUAUGGUCAGCUAAUGUAUUUAACUUUUGUUCAUAUAUACCCACUUAGAAAUACGACCUAUAACCCGC
Messenger RNA from Aspergillus pseudonomiae, 1264 nucleotides. RefSeq names its product DNA replication protein PSF2 (gene psf2). The transcript is spliced from 3 exons. Gene Ontology annotation, biological process: DNA replication; double-strand break repair via break-induced replication. The coding region runs from base 106 to 915 and encodes 269 amino acids. Gene Ontology annotation, cellular component: nucleus; GINS complex. NCBI's taxonomy places the organism in Eukaryota, Fungi, Ascomycota, Eurotiomycetes, Eurotiales, Aspergillaceae. The record is from RefSeq and is a predicted model, not a curated record.